AUGGUGCAAACAAGGGCUCAGGCAAGAUCUGCUGCGGCUGCUGCGGCUGGCCAGGCCAGGCACAGCAAUGUACCUACGGCUCAGAAGGUUCCUGCGUCGAAUCCAGCAAGCAGCAAGACCAAACCGAAACCACAACCGAAGAUCCAAGCGAAGAGUCAAGCGAAAAGCAAAGCACCAGCCAAGAGUCAGACUAAGCCCAACCGUGUUACGAAGACUACGUCGAAACGCAAAGCUCCAGCAACAAGUCAAGCGAAAUCAAAAGCAUCAGGAGCUGGUCGAUCAAAAUCCAAGGCAUCUUCCAAGAAAAGGGCCGCUGCGAAGAAGACUCCGACUGCUGGAGCACCAGGAAAUGGUCCGAUUCCCAGUCCGACCAUAUCAGUUGGACCCCAAUUCGAGGCGCGGAGGAGGACAUCCAACGACGCCGUCGCCGCAGCCAGGUUAAUGGUAAACCCGAAUGUGGGAAGGGGUUUCAGCAAUCCUGGUCGUCUCUGCUAUCGCAAUGCCUCCCUCGUCAUCUUGCUGCACAGCAACAGAUUUAUGUCCUGGAUUCAAAAGCGGCACAUUCCCAACCUGACGGGCGCUGGGUUGAGGAUCAAAACUUACAGCAAACCUCUCAUUGAUGCAUUGCUCGACGUGAGCGACGAUGAACCUGGGAGAUCCUUGCCCAACGACUACACCGAUGUGUUGUGUGAAUUGGUUGAACUGAGCAGAGUCUAUUGGGACGGAAGCCAUACUCAGCCAAAAAUCCUCCUCGAUGCUAUCGACAUCUUUUGGGACUAUGUGACAAAUCCACGUCGCGAUAAGGAACGGGGAGAUACAGCCUCCCUAGUCGACACGAGAUUCACGACUAGAAUGAAGGAGGCCUCAGAAGACCAGUGCGCAGCCGAGUUCCUGGGCUGGUUGAUCGACCUGAGCGCUGCACAGCUCGCAUACUUCAUUGAGAAAAAAGCGAGCAGCAACAAACGCAGAUUGGACGACGGGACCAUUGCCAAAGUCCUUGACUUGGGACAAGUAAAUAUAUAUGAGCUGUUGCAAGUCUCCCAAGCACUGCGUGCCAGGUGCAAGCAGUGCGGGUCGAUUCGCAACGUGAAGACCCGUCUCGCAAAGCUCGACGAAGUGACAGUAUUAUCUCUCCCGUUGGCCGCCACAGCCGAUCCCCGCGUCUCAGUGACGUUGGAAGACUGCUUCGCAAAGAACCACAAAGGGGAGUUCGACUGGCGCUGCGUCAAGUGCUCUAAGCAUCCCAGAAAAUCCGUUCCGAACAGUCAAAACAGCGCACCGUGUUAUCUCUGGAAGAACAUCUGCGCUCCGCCUGAGGUCUUGUUCCUGCAGCUCUCGCGCUUCGAGCUGCGACACGACAGAAACGGCAUGUUGGUGACGGACAGCAAUGGCGACCUCCUUUAUGACAAAGACGCCACCCAGAUCAUGAUCCCCGAGGAGCUCGACUUGACCCCUUUCCUCGAGAAGCGAGGGGAGCCACCUGAUGUCUCGGCCAGAUACCGGCUUCAGGGCGUCGUGAACCACAGCGGCACCAGGGACCAGGGCCACUAUGUCGGCUGCGUUCGCCGCGGAGACAGCUGGUACCUGUUCGACGACGAUGCCGAGGUGGAGAAGAUCUCAUUCGCAGACAUUCUCAACCUCCCGGGUGAUUUCACACCCUACGUUCUUCUGUACGAAAAGAUCGUCGAAGACAACGACGACGAGGGUGCUCUUGACGAGGCGACCACUGUGGGCAAUGCUGACAGCGCCGAUGGUACUGGAGGUAACUCCAGCGCCAGACACACCCGGAACAGAGAGGACAGCAAUGUCAACAACAGGGAGGAGGACGGUGCAAAUGCCGACCACCAAAGCAGGGGCAACCAAGCUCCCGCCAGUGGUGGUGCACACCCGUCUUCUUCCGUCCAGCUCAAGCUUACCAGAGAGAAAGACCCCGGUCCAGGGGAGUUGUUCGUGGAGAUCAACGCGAGCUUUGGUGGGUACGAGGUCUGGUUCCCAAACUUCGUCCUGGAGAACUACAUGCCCGGCUCUGGCAACGGCAACCUUGCCAGGAUCGAAAUGCGACUGAGGGACGCGCAACUCAACGUGGCAGAGGUUGAGGGAUCCGCCUCGUUCGGGAACAUCGCCGCACGGGCAGAGGCAGACGCCUCUCCUAUUGUGUUGAUUCCUGCCGUUGACGGCUGGACGGUCUGUGCAGCGAGAGAAGACGACGGCCACCACCAACUGGCGUACGUCGGCGAGGAGCCCGUCACCAGGUCCCAGAGCGCCAAUGUCGAGCUGGAUACUCGCGACAGUCCCCUCCAACGCUCUCCUCAGCACGUCCAAGUUGGUGACUCGGGCACGGCCUCGAGUUCCCGUCGCAGCGCCAACCCCUCCUCCCCCCGGGGUUCACGACAGCGCCAGUCCCCAAGGGAGUACGGCGGGGCGCAGUUCUACUACCAGACGCCAGCCGUGCAGAGCAAGCUGCGCGAGGUCUUCGCCGACAUGGAGCAAUUCUACGAGCAGACUAUCCGGGAAGAUAUCCAUGCCCAGCUCCUCCCAGAGUACGAAGCGCGGCAGCAUAGACUGCUCGACCAGGUCGCCGAGUAUCGGGAGAUGUUGGAGGAUGCGGCCAACGACGCCGAGCAGUACUACAACUUCUGUGAUUUGAGGGAGGCAGCGCUACUGGAUACCAACACAAUGCAGCUGCAACAGAACGCCGAAUUGCAGGAGCAGCUCCGCGUCCUCCGCGAACAGUAUAACCAUCUAUACUUCAAUCCAAGAGGCCCGGCCAUCGGCCUCGGCAUCGGUGGCUUCGGUACCACGACCCAGGGCGACCUUGAAGAACAACCAGAAGAAGAAGAAGAAGAAGAAGCAGAAGAAGAAUCUGAUGCUGCUAUUGCUACUACUGCCGCUAAUACCACUACUGCUCCUGCUUCUACUACUGCUCCUGGGCAGAAGAGAACCUUCGGCCAGGCGCUCGAGGAGGUGGUGGAGGAAGAGGACCUCCUAGAAGUCAGCGGGGCAGGUUGGGCAGCGGCCAGACCCUCCAAGCGACCUAGAGCCAGGCGCGCGCAUGUGGAACCGGAAAUUAAACAGGAAGAGGAGCAGGAGCAGGAGAUCGACUACGACUCCCGGUUGCUGACCGAGCUCCACUAUGACUCUGACGGGAAUCGUCUCUAUUCCUCCUCCGAGGACGACCGUCGAAUGUCCAGCUUUACUCGCCUCAACUACGAGGAGCAGCAGCAGGAGGAGGAGGAGGAGGAGGACGACGACGACGACGACGACGACGACGACGACGACGACGAGGAGGUUGUCCAGCAGCCCCCUCCUCCUCCUGCUGCUGCUGCUGCUGCUGCUGCCACUAGGCGAGAAGAAAGCCCUCUCCCGGACUACGAGGACAUGGUCGCCAUGGAAGAGCGGUACGACGCCUCGACUGAAACCUCGCCGCAGCCCUGGCUGUUCCGUCCCAACAACCACGGCGCGGCGCGAGCGGCGGCAACACCACCACGACGUCGCCGGGACCCAUUCGCGCCGAGCCCGGCGUCCCGCGUGCGCCGACGCAAGCGUCAGCAGACAUCGCCAUGGACAAGUCCAGGGAUCCAGGCGAGGGCAACGAGACCCAGCCCGAUCCAGAUGCAGCACUCCCCGGGCCAGGGCCGCGUGGACGGGCGCGUGCGCAGCAGUCCGCGGUACUACCAAACGGGUGGCAGCAGCGCCAGCCGCGCUGGAUGCAUUCGCUCUGGGCGAGUCUGCCUAGGGUACAAUCCUCCCAGACCCUGGAUCUUCGAAGGACUAGGACCCAAGAAACGAAAGGAUCGUCCGUGCUCAGAUAAACAGCCUGAAACUUUGAUCCUGGAAAGUGAAGGCGGUGAGAUUCUCAGUCCACAACAAUCAAGAGACUCUUCGUCCUGGCAUGACCCCUACUUGGCGGCGACCGUGAACCUCUUUUUCGGCGACACAGAUGAAGAGCGCCGCAGCUUGGAUUUCUGGUUGAGGGGAACUGGGCCUACCUUGGGCAAUUUCGGCCCCGAUAAUGAGUUCUGGUGCAGUUUUAUCCCUCGGUGGGCGUGGCAAUCCCCUGUCAUCCGACAUCUGAUGGUGGCUGCGGCGCUGGUCGACGAGCAGCUUGGUCUGUACCGCAAGGCGACGACAUCGAGGGUGACACCGCGUGUGAUCUGGCACUAUCAUGGUGCGAUCACGCGUAUGGCCAAUGCAAAGGAGCCUGACAAGUUGUGCCUGACACUUGCGUGCUUGGUCGCCUGGAUCUGCGAGACCAUGCAGCGGAAUUACGCAGCGGCAGGCGUCCACAUCAAAGCGGCAUCACGACUCUGGGGAGAGCUCAAGGCGUCGUCAGCCAAGUUUGAUCGAUCCACAUUGGACAUGAUGGCGACAAUCGAGCGGGCAGUCCGAGUGUGCGAGUCGUACUCAAAAGCCGUCCUUGCCGACGACCCUGCCUCAAACAGCCUCCUGAUUGACAGGACAGGUCCCGCGGAAGACAAACCAUGUGAUGUCCUCGUUGUCCACUCACUAACACAAGCCAGAGGCUUGUUGCUGGAUUCGAUCGCAGCAUUUUCGACGAAGGAGUGGACAGAAUCUGACGCCCGGCGGCAACGCUUGUAUGUCAGAAAGUGGCACCAGGCUAUUCGUCGCUAUUGCAGUUACGGCACAGAGUCGCGGCUAUACAAAGUCACCGUCCAGAUGUUGUUCAAUGUGGGCAUGGCUUUUCUUCCAGCAAGUGAAGCUGGCGCGUUCAGCUACUAUGCCAAUCCGAACGCAUUGAAGCAUAUUUUGGACGUUUUCGAAGGGAUAUUGGCUGAGAAGCGAAGGGAGAAGUCUGAUCCAGACGACGAGCAGGUCGAGAAGACAUUGGCGGCGGCCUUGGAGAUCAUGAUAAACAACUUAUAUCAUGACAACUUGUAUCAACGUGUCCAAAGGUUGGAUCGGACGUCGACAAGUCCGUAUAAGGGCCAUUCCGUCCAUAUCACACAGAUCCUGAACCUGUGUGCGGUGCAAGGUAGAGGGGGCCCGGAAACUGAACGGACAUAG
Molecule: messenger RNA, 5025 nt
Organism: Fonsecaea erecta
Lineage: Eukaryota; Fungi; Ascomycota; Eurotiomycetes; Chaetothyriales; Herpotrichiellaceae
Exons: 3
Coding region: 1-5025 (1674 amino acids)
Biological process (GO): protein deubiquitination
Cellular component (GO): nucleus; cytosol
Molecular function (GO): cysteine-type deubiquitinase activity; cysteine-type endopeptidase activity
Source: RefSeq, a predicted model, not a curated record